Messenger RNA from Populus euphratica (Euphrates poplar), 1796 nucleotides. RefSeq names its product cytochrome P450, family 712, subfamily A, polypeptide 1 (gene CYP712A1). The record is from RefSeq and is a predicted model, not a curated record. Gene Ontology annotation, molecular function: oxidoreductase activity, acting on paired donors, with incorporation or reduction of molecular oxygen, NAD(P)H as one donor, and incorporation of one atom of oxygen; heme binding; iron ion binding. Gene Ontology annotation, cellular component: membrane. Bases 61 to 1602 code for a protein of 513 amino acids. The transcript has 2 exons. Lineage: Eukaryota; Viridiplantae; Streptophyta; Magnoliopsida; Malpighiales; Salicaceae.
CAUAAACUUUCAUUACUUACAAGUGUAAAACCCAAGAGAAAACCUCAAUCCAAACUAGCUAUGGCUACAACUGAUAUGUUCUACUACCACCUUUUCCUUCUUUGGUUUGUCACUGCGCUACUAGCACACUUCUUCAUCAAAACAUUCUUAAGGUCCCGUAGUCAAAACAACCUCCCACCGAGCCCGCCAGCUCUACCUUUCAUUGGCCACCUCCACCUAAUUGGGUCCGUCCUUGCAAAAUCUUUCCAAACCCUUGCCGUUCGCUAUGGUCCACUAAUGCAGAUCCGUCUAGGGGCAUCAACAUGUGUUGUUGCUUCUAAUGCUGUGGUGGCCAAAGAAAUAUUUAAGACCCAAGAUCUCAAUUUUUCCUCUAGACCUGAAUUUGGCUCCUCCGAAUACUUCAUUUAUAGAGGAUCAAGAUUCGUCACUGCCCAAUAUGGUGAUUAUUGGCGGUUCAUGAAAAAACUAUGCAUGACAAGGCUACUUUCUGUCCCUCAACUUAAGAAAUUCACCGACAUCCUUGAUGAAGAGAAGGUCAAGCUUGUCGAAUCGGUGACGGGGUGUGCUAGGGAAGGGAAAUUGUGUGAUUUGAGUAGUGAGUUUACAGUCUUCACAAACAAUACUAUAUGUAGGAUGACAAUGAGCACGCGAUGCUCAGGCAGUAAUAGUGAUGCUGAUCAGAUUGAGCGGUUGGUUAAGACAUGUUUACAUCUUGCAGGGAAGUUAAGUUUAGGGGAUGUUUUGGGUCCUUUCAGGAUUUUUGACUUCUCUGGGAAUGGGAAAAAGCUAGUUGGUGCACUACAAGCCUAUGAUAGGAUAGUGGAGAGGAUACUCAAGGAGCAUGAAGAGAAGGAAAAUAAAGGUGUCGAGGAAGGGGAGAGGGAGGAUUUGAUGGACAUAUUGUUGGAGAUAUACAAUGAUCCAACUGCUGAAAUUAAAUUAUCUAAAAAUGACAUAAAGUCCUUCUUGCUUGACUUAUUCUUUGCCGGGACAGACACAUCAGCAGCAGCCAUGCAAUGGGCCAUGGCAGAGCUCAUCAACAAUCCCAAGGCAUUCAAGAGGCUUAGAGAUGAGAUCAAUACAGUUGUUGGGCCUAAUAGACUUGUUAAGGAUUCAGAUGUCCCAAACCUCCCUUACCUUAAAGCAGUCAUUAGAGAAACACUAAGACUUCACCCUUCAGCACCCUUAAUCAUCAGAGAAUGCGCUGAAGAUUGUAAGGUCAACGACUUUGUCAUUAAGGCCAAGACAAGAGUUCUUGUCAACGUCUAUGCAGUCAUGAGGGACCAGGAAUCAUGGGCUAAUCCUGAAGAAUUCAUGCCUGAAAGGUUUUUGGAGAGCUCCGAGGAGAAAAUUGGCGAGCAUCAGAUGGAAUUCAAGGGUCAAAAUUUCCGGUUCCUUCCAUUUGGGAGUGGAAGAAGAGGAUGCCCUGGUGCAUCCCUUGCUAUGAUGAUCAUGCAUGCUGCAGUAGGGUCCUUGGUUCAGUGCUUUGAUUGGAAAAUCAAGGAUGGGAAGGAGGUGGAUUUAACCCUAGGACCUGGUUUUGCAGCAGAAAUGGCUCAUCCACUCGUGUGCUACCCUAUCAAGCGCAUGAACGCAUAUUAGGAGAGCCACCAUGGAACUCUCAUCGAUCGAUCUUUUACUUCUUUGUUUAGUAAGGUGUGCCUAUAUAUGUUCUUUGAAAGUCCUUAGGUUUGGUUGUUUUAGGAACAUGCAACCACUUCCCUCAAUCAGUACCUGGGACAAAGUUAUGAUUUGAAAUAUGUAUUGAAAUAAAUUAAUGUAUGUGUAUUAUACCU